Plasmodium knowlesi strain H is the source of this 4806-nucleotide messenger RNA. RefSeq names its product TBC domain-containing protein, putative. The transcript is spliced from 11 exons. The record is from RefSeq and is a predicted model, not a curated record. Gene Ontology annotation, cellular component: trans-Golgi network. Gene Ontology annotation, biological process: retrograde transport, endosome to Golgi. Lineage: Eukaryota; Apicomplexa; Aconoidasida; Haemosporida; Plasmodiidae. Bases 1 to 4806 code for a protein of 1601 amino acids.
AUGAGGAAGAGAAAAAUAAAGGAGAAAUACAUACGGGCAUUGUUCACCGCAGUGGAGGAGCAAGAAGCACAACAGCUUCGCCAAAACUGUCAUCACCAUUUCAAGUCAUUUGCUACGCACGAUGUGUACCUCUUAAAUGGGAAGUAUUACCGAGUGAAGAGCGAAGAUGGGGCUGGCAUGCGGAAGACGGUGCUACGGUGUUUGCAUAAACACAACUUUUAUGUGCCCAAAAAGAUAAGAAGAAUCAUCUUCAAAAAAUUCCUGCUUCAAAAUGAAGCUACAGAUGCCCACAACUUCAACUACGACGUGUAUCUGUUACUGUCUUAUUUAAAGAACCCCAACGUGAACGAGGCAACGCAGAAAAUUGUCGACCUGGACGUAUUCCGGACACGCAUAAAUAAAGAAAACGAAAAGACCAUUUACUUCUUUAACCUUUUUUUAAAUUACGCUUGCAACCAUUUUCAAUUCAAGUACAAACAGGGGCUAAACGAGGUUUUAGCCCUAUUCUUUUACCUGAAGGGCAAGUACUUCAACCUGGUUGAUGUCUACUUCUGCUUUCAGAGCUUCGUCGAUCGAUUCUUGAAGGAGUUUUACUAUGACGACGAGUUUUUCUUUUUGCAAAUAUCCUUUUACUUGUUUAAAAUUUUGAUUAAGUACCACGACCCCGUGUUGUCCGAGGUGCUCGAGACGAACAAGAUGCCCCCCGAAAUUUACGCCGCCUCUUGGUUUCUAACCCUCUUCGCGUCCAAAAGCAACUUGGAAAUUUCGAACGCCAUUUACUUGAUCUUCGUGUUGGAACGCAAUCCUUUUUUUUAUUUCUUCUUUUCCCUGGCGCUGUUGAUUUUGCACAGAAACAUAUUUCUAUGUGUUGAUAGUUCAAAUUUACCGGAGCUGUUAAGCAAAAUAAACAUUUUCAACAAGAAGUUUUUGAAGAAGGUGUGGUCGUUAGGGAAAUAUCUGGAAGCCAACACACCCGUGUCUUUUGUGCACAAAUUAUUUUUCAUCAAAAAUGUGCUAAUGUAUUUGACAAGCGAACAUUCUGGCAAUGGUCAUCAGAAGAAGGACAUCCUCCUGCAGUUUUUCAACUCCAUCGACUACAUGUCUGUGAAUGCCUACGAGAUAAUAAAAAACAUAUCUCUAGGAAAGAACAACUACAUCUUCUUGGAUAUCCGAUCGAGGAGGCACUUCCGAACCUUUCACUUGAAGAAUUCGAUCAACGUGGAGUUGGUCGAAGGUUACGCGGACCUCUUGCGGGACAAAAUAGAUUCUCAGGACGAGCGAAAGAAACAGAAGAAGGAGCGAAAGAAGGAGCGGAGAAUAUUAUCCCAAUCUAUUUUUCACAUUUUGAAAAGAUAUGGAAGUAGAGAAGUCGCCCAAAAUUCUGAACUCCUUUUUUCUCUUUUGCUGAUGAGAAAAUACAACCUAUGUCUUGGAUUAAGUUAUGACGACAAUAUUCUGUUAAGGAGAGUUGCGUCGGUGCCUGUACAGAGGGGAAAUCCAUUGGAUUUGUGCCUCCUAAGAAGGAAUAGGGAGAAGAAGAGCAGGAGAGGCACAAAGGGAAGAAGGAAGAGGAUUAAAAGGGAGAAACAUAGAGAGGAAGAAAUAUUCCCAAACUUGCAUCUCCUCAGGGGGAACAGAAAUGGCGAAGUCGAUUUGAACUUCUUCACUUGUAAGAUUUACGGAAGGAGGAAACUUUCCAUGGGUGAAACAAAAAAUGGACAAAUUAAAUGGAAGAUGCCUGAACAUGUUCAUAUGAAAUAUGUAGAAGAAAGGAAAGUGAAAAAUCAAAAGAGGUACUAUUCUGACGACGACGUGUUGUUAAAACCUUUCAGCUUGACGUGCCAUCAUAUGAAGAAGGCUUUCCUUUCCAAGGUGCAGAAAGAACUCCGAAAGAAAGGUGAUGAAGUUAAGGGUAAGGAUAAAUGGAAGUGCAUUCCUAGUAACCCCCCCGAGGGGAAGAAGGAACCCACGUAUACGAUCUCGCAAACGCAGAACCUAAACACGAGCUCCUUCAAUUUAUACCUGUUAAUAAAGGAAAAGGUUCUGUGCAAUGAAAGGUGUCUUCGCUUUCGCUUCGAGGAUGUAUUAACGCCUGAAAAGCACGUGGUGAUUCUGUACGACGAUAAUUUUGACAACGCCAAAUACGUUCGUGGGUUCUACUAUGAGUUAUUAUUUAAAACCAAAUUGAGGCAAGUGUCCAUCAUCGAAGGAGGAAUAAACUCCUACCACAAUUUGAUGCGGUUGGAUUUGCCUAACGGGAAGAACAGUUCAGUGGGUUCAUCCUUCAUUGCCACUGCUGGAAAUACCAAAGAUGAGAAAUCUAUUCAUGGAGAGGAAACAUCCCACUUGUACACACAACACUGUCUUCUCGGUCGGAACAAAAAAGCGAUAAAAAAAUUUUUUCAUACCAAUCAUAACUGUUAUUUAUGUGACUACAGGUAUUUUAGGAAAACAAAAAAAAAAAUUUUAGAUGAUUGCUUUUUUGAAAGUUACAGUAACUUUAGCAUUUUUGAAAAUUUUUUUUCUUUCCUAAACGAGGAGCGAGACGAUAUUUCUUUUUCUUCUUUCUACGACCACAUCAUUUGGAUGAGGAGUAUGGGUGAUCAUGGUGGUGAUUAUUCCUAUCCGGGAGGUGAACAUAACAUGAAGAAGGACAAUGUGGAAGGAUCUUCAUUUACAUUUUCUGGAUUAUUAAAUUAUAUUAAGAGGAAGAAGAGUGGUGCUAACGAUUCUAGUGUCUUUGAAAAUGGCCAAACCUUCUCUCCGCAUUCUCCAGGAGGGGAGACAUUCCCACGUGAUAUACAAAAAGAGGCACACGUUAAUUCAUUCGUGGCAGAGAAGAAAAUCAGUGAAUCUACCAAUGGAGAUAUACAUAUCUGUAAUAACGCCACGGUGAAGAAGCAUUAUUUUAAUUUAAGUCGCUACGUGGAUUAUUGUAGUAGGAAGAAGAGUGACUUACUGAAUUUAUCAUCGUCUGUACAACCUCAGGGGGAUGAAUCGUCUUCAUGGGAUUCUCCACGUGUUAAUGCCCCACCCGGUGAAGAGAAAGGAGAUGACCAAAUUAUGGGUGAAGAAGAAAUGGGUAUCUCUUCACUUCAGAAUGAUGACACAAAAGCGAAAUUAAAUGUAAGCACAUAUAGUCAGUGGAGGAAUGAUGCUGCAGAAGAGGAACACAUAGCGGUGGAAUGUGCUUCAGUCUUUGGAAGGGUAGAUUCCUUCGCUGAAUUUGCGUCAGAACCUAUGAAGAACCCACCCAAUAAGGGGUACUCAAUAGGUAGCGACCACGUUUCGGAGGGAAUUAGAAGGAGCUAUUCUUCCAGUUCAGAUGUGUACAAUUUAUAUUCGUACAUUGAUAUUGUGUGUUACAGGAGUUUACUUUUGAAGGGAAGUUCGAGAAAAGAAGACACUUCCCCCAAGAGGAAAUUAUACAACUGCUUCAUUACGUACAUAUAUCAGCCUCUAAUACCUCACAAUAUUAGAUCGAACAACAUCAUUAGCAACUUGGUGCAGUACGUAAAAUAUUUCAAGUGCAUUAAACGGAAGAACACCGCCAUUAACGACCCGAACCUAUACCUGCAGUGCAACAAAUUGGACUCCAACUUAUCCUUCCGAAUGGAUUCCAAUGUGCCUCUCAGGAUGACUUACUUUCCCUUUAGGAAUAUGGGGAGUAUGCAUCUUUUGCACAGUGCCCGUGGGAAGGAAUUUCUCGAUGGGGGAAGCGCAGAUCUCUCCUAUGUUGGUGCGACCAACACCCCCGACAAACAGUACUCCAAACAGUGCACCACAGUGUGGGACGAGCGGGUGAAUGACCUCAUCUUGAGCAAUACUUGUCUGAAGAACAAGCCCGAGCUGGGUCUCUGCAAGUUGAUGAUUUACGACCACCUACUUAUACUCUAUGGCAUGCCCUACCUGUAUGAGGUGAGUCUUCCUGGGAGGUGCGAAAAAGUAACAACUGAAACGUAUAACCAAACGAGUACUGUGGAACAAGUCGGCGAAUCCCUCCACAUGGUAGACAUCGGCACGAAAAACUUCUUAAAAGAAAAAGAGGAAUACACAACGGAAGGGAUGGAUCACGAGGCAUGGUACCUCUCAUCGAAAUCGGGAGAGGAACUACAAAAGGUGAUCGUCCACAAACACAAAGAUUUAAAGAAGAAGGACGUUUUGUUUAACAUUGAUUCUUACAAAAUAAGUGGGAUAGACAUAAACUGGGCUAAGGUAUCUCCCCAUGUACUUCGUAGCAUCACCAAGGAACACAUCACAGAUACCUACAGCUACUACAAAUCCUAUUUUAGUGUAUCCAAUAGCAAUUUAUCCGCUUCGACUGAAAUGUGUUGUCCUUCUGUUAGUAGCUCCCUCUCAAGUGAUAGCUCAUCCUACUCGUCGUGCGUGUCUGAUGAGCCCAACUUUUCCUUUUCCGACUACCAUAGCUUGUAUACCAAGAAUGCCAAAAUGAUGAAGAACGAUGAGAAAAGAAGGAGAAGGAAAAACCCUCCUAAGGAUGCGGAAGCACCCCUUCGAUGUGAUCAUAGGAAGGUUAAAAUAGAUGUCGUUAACAUCUAUGCCGUUUUUGAUAUUCACACGCUAUGCAAGAUAACCACCAAGCGUGGCUCCGCGAGGACGCUUUAUUUUUACUUUGUAACCAACAGGAACACCCCUUUGAUGGUCCUCAACUUCGACAGCGACAUGGAGGUGCAGUCCUGCGUGCGCUCCAUCAGGGAGAUUUACUCGCGUUACGCCAACGGGGAGAGAGAAACAUCAGGUGAAGCAGCGGGAGAGGUGCCAAAGAAUGCGACGAGGGGGGAGUGA